Molecule: messenger RNA, 2833 nt
Organism: Phacochoerus africanus (Common warthog)
Lineage: Eukaryota; Metazoa; Chordata; Mammalia; Artiodactyla; Suidae
Product: progonadoliberin-2
Exons: 2
Coding region: 1562-2011 (149 amino acids)
Biological process (GO): multicellular organism development
Cellular component (GO): extracellular region
Molecular function (GO): hormone activity
Source: RefSeq, a predicted model, not a curated record
CAGCCCUUUGUGUUUGCUGUUCAAAUUGCAGUCCAAAAGCAGAAAUUGGCUAUUAACCCUGUAAACUGGCCUCUGCCCCCAGAGACUGAUCACUGACGUUAGAAAGCUGAGCUGACGCAGAUGAGAGCCUGUUUGUAGCAUUCCAGGGCACCCGUACCCAAAUCCAUGAAUGUGGUCCUGGGUUGAGCACAGGAUGGGGAGGGGUCAGAACCUUCAGGGGCCAAAUUAUUCCUACCUCCUGCUCAUAGACCCACAGAGGCUACGCCACCCCCUUAACAUGGGCUGGCUGGAAGGAGAGAGAGGCCCCAGCAUAUCUGCUUCCACCUGGAGUGCCCCAGCCCUGGCGCCCAGAUGUGCAGAUGAGGACCAUGCCCACAACCCCUUUUACAGGUGGCAAACAGGCCCACAGGAAGGGUAGUCAUCACUCCCCAGACCUUUUAACAGGCCUCUUAGGCCCCCCUGUUUGUAUCGGGGAGUGCCCUGAGCUAGUGGGACUCAAGGAGACCCCAAGCAUUGCCUCUCAGGGCCACAAUUUUGGGGGUCAGAGAGGGCUCUGAAGGCUUUCUGAGGACCUAAGGGCAGGAGCUUGAGAAUGCAGUCAGGAAAGUGGGGAGAUGAGACUUCAGGGGCCAGGCUGAAGCAGCAGUCCUCUGACCAGACCUCUGAGACAUGAGGAGGGAGCAUCUAUCUGGUGACCCCAGGGCCAGCAGCUAUGCAUAUGUUGGGAUGGGAAGGGGGUUGGUGGCGAGCUGCUCCCCCUCUCCUCUUUGAGACGUCACUGGCGUCCAUGGGGGUGGAACUGCUUGAUCCAUAAAGCCUGGGGCCGACUGGCUGGGUUCCACUGCAACCUUGGAGAGCCACCUCAAGGAGCCACUUCAUCCACAGCUCUCCCUUGGUGAGUGAAAAGGCUGCCCUCCCCAAGGGCUGGGGUUCCAGGACAGAGUUCCAUUCUGGGUGCAUGGCACCCUGCUCCUCUUCCCCGUCCCUCUACCCCUGACCCAUGCCUAGAGAAGCCCCCUGUCCCGCUUCUCUCCCCAACAACGCUAUUCCUGUGCCUGCUGCCCUUCCCUAGCGUGAGAGGAGCAAGGGGUAGGAGGCGCUUGCCCCUGUAACCACCACACAUGCAUUCCACAUCCCUAAUUGCCAUGAAACCCACAGAGAAAAGGGGCAAGGGGUCUGUCAAUCAGGUCCCCAGCACAGGGUGCCCAAGUACCCCUACAUUGCUGCAUGUCUCUUGGAGAACUCCCCUGACCAGAGUCUGUUCCCCCUCUCCAAACUUCUCUCCUGGAAGCCCUGAAGGGAGAAAAGGUGGGCCUGACCUACUGGGGAGGGCCCCCUGCUGGCAAAGGUGGGAGGAGUCUCUUUCCCAGGAGACCUCGAGGGUCUGGACCCCUGUAGUCUGGGAUGAGAAACAAUAGCAGAAGGGAGGACAUUAGGAAAUGCUAAAGCUGCCCCCGAAGUGCCAGUUGUCCAAAGGGACCUUGGAGGAAGGGGAAGGGGGUGUGUAUGGGGGUGUCAGACUCCUUGAGUGCUGUCCACUGUCCAGGGGGGCAGCCCUGCCAUGGCCAGCUUUGGGCUAGGCCUCCUGCUGCUGCUGCUGCUGACCACACAUCCUGGAUCCUCAAAGGCUCAGCACUGGUCCCAUGGCUGGUACCCUGGAGGAAAGCGAGCCUCUAGCUCAUCCCAGGAACCCCAGCAUGCUCCUAGGCUCCCAGGAAGGGUUCUGGGCACUGCAGCAGGCAGCCCAGGCCAAAUUGCUCAUAGCCUCCCAAGCAAUGCCCUGGCUCCCCCUGAGGACACUGUACCCUGGGAGGGCAAGACCAUGGUCCAGUGGCUUCUCCGUGGGAAGCAGCACCUGGUGCAGAAACUGCUGGUAAGUAGGGCGCAAGGCCCCCAGCACUGGCCAGGGAGGGGUUGGGGAUGGAAGGAACAAGAUACCACUGAGAUAUCCCUUGGCCCAGCUAUUGGUGCCACCUGCUAUUCAGUACCCCCAAAUCUAGACAGUUUAUGAUGAGAUAAUAGAUUAAAGCAAAUAAGUUACUAGUGGAGCAGGAGGUAACUACUAAAAACCUCCAUAAAUAAGACAGUGGCAGUAAUGAGGUUCCCCAGACUUCUUGACAGUCUGGAGAAACCACUGUGUCUCCAGGUGCGCAGGCCGGCAGCCAGUGGAAAGUGAGGGGUGCGACCUUACACUUAGCUGUAGGGCCCUGAAAACCAGCUGGUUACUGAUAGCUGCACUAGGAAUGACUCAAGAGCUCCCCAAGGCCAAUAGCGAAAAACAGGUGUAGGGAGGUGGUUUAUUACUGUCUUGCAAAUUGUAUUUUAAAGUGCCCCUUGGGAGCAUCUUAACUAAAGGAGAAAGGUAAAUUCCUGUAAGGCAGGCAAAACCUUAUCCCCAAAUAUAAGAUGGUAGGAGCUCAGGUUUAAGGUGAGCUAUACCUCCACGCCUACGAAGCUGGAGAACCUGCACGCUGUGUCCUCUAGGAGGCAACAGUGCGUCCGCAAGAAGUGGGAGCGGGGAACACCCGCCGGCCGGCGGCCGAUCCCACGCAGCUGGGCCUAGUCGGGACGGGAAGGAAAGGAGGGCGUGGGCAAGGCCUCAGCUCGGUGGUCAGAUGACCAGAGCAUCCAGUGGAAUGACCGCCCCUUCCUCCCACAGAACCGACCACGACCGCUGCGCCCCGCUGCCCUCCAAUAAAGGUGUGAAGUUCCCUGAGUUUUUGCAUCUUCUUUCGUUUGUCCCCUCUCUUCCACCCCUACUGACAGCCAUUCCCGCGUGCGGCUGGAGAGACGCGGGCCGGGGACAUGGGGCGGGACUGGACCCAGCAGGGAG